Molecule: messenger RNA, 941 nt
Organism: Xiphophorus maculatus (southern platyfish)
Lineage: Eukaryota; Metazoa; Chordata; Actinopteri; Cyprinodontiformes; Poeciliidae
Exons: 7
Coding region: 175-885 (236 amino acids)
Source: RefSeq, a predicted model, not a curated record
UCCCUCCCAGCGAGGCGGUGCUUCACAAAGCAAACUGUUUGUCAAACUGUUGAUCUGCCUCAUGGCUGUUUUAGAAGAUAUGGUGACUGAGUUUUAGAGAGUACUACCCAGCUCAUCUCCUUUCCACAGUUUUUUUCCCACUUAGUUCCACUACUGCAGUGGAUUUUAUAGUCAAUGUUUAAAGCCAGCACAGAGUCUGAAGCGAUGGAGGAAAUUUACGUCAAUAUGGAACCUGAUGGACAAACCGCAUCUAGUCACACAGGAAAGAGGAGGAAACCUGGACCUGAGUCAGAGGAGCAGCAGGAGUCUCCAUCCGAGUUAAAGAAGAAGACUGAGAGUGAUGAUGAUGAUGAUGAUGUUAAAACUGGGUUUGAAUCUGAUUCAGAUUCUUCAGGUGAUGAAACUCGAGCUGACGAUCCAGGAAGUUCUCAGUCUGAGAAGAAGGUUCCUGAUUGGAGACAGAGCAUCAAGCUGCUGAAGGAAAGUGGAGACACCAAUGGAAAACCUGUAGCUGGAAAGGUUAUGCAGAAAUGUGCUCUGUGUACGUAUGAAACCAAAAAGAAGCAGGAGAAGAAGUUCUUCCAUCUGGCAGUCGCUGACGAGACCGAUUGCAUUAAAGUCAUGGUAUAUGGAGAAGAACUAUUUAAUGAAGUUGAAAAGGGACGACUUUACCUUUUCAUUAAUGUGGAAGUGGAUGUAGUGUAUGGUGAGAUGGUGAUGAAGGUGACCAACCAGAGCAGAAUCUCAAAGACCAACGGCAUUAAAGUUCCCAAGACUCUGGAGCUGCAGAGUCCAUUGUUUCCCAUCGAGAAGAUCCAAUCCUUUAAGGAGAAAACAGCAGCGAGUGUUGAAGGAACUGUGAUUGAGGUAAGUGAUUACUGCUGAUAGCAGGUUCACAGCAAGAGAUUUGUGGCUCUCUGUGUUUUAUUAUGCCGCACUGA